AUGGAGUCGUCCAGGAUCUUCGUCAAGAACCUUCCGUCGACCCUCACCGAGGCAGAAUUCAGGAAGCACUUUGGGGCCAAUGGACGAGAGGUCACAGACAUCAAACUGAUUCCCAGGAGGCGAAUUGGCUAUGUCGGCUACAAGACCCCCAAAGAUGCGGCCGACGCAGUCAAAUACUUCAACCGAUCAUACAUCCGCAUGUCAAAAGUGGCAGUCGAGAUAGCCCGACCUAUUUCAGACCCAUCCCUCCCAACUUCCCGGAGGGCUCAGAGGAAUGAAGGGAUUGCCUUGGCCAAGAAAGCCGAGGCGGCGGCGACAUCUGUCUCAGAGGAUCAGCCUAGCUCCAAGAAACGGAAACGUGAAGAGCUAGACGAAUCCGACCCGAAGCUCAAGGAGUUUCUCGAGGCGAUGCACCCAGGCCAAAGACCGAAAAGACGCGAGGAUCUGGAAGACAAUGCCAUCACUCUCGACGAGCCCGUGCAGCCGGCCCCUCAGGUGGAGGCCGAGAGCGAUGACGAGUAUGAGACGAUACCGGCUCGACCAAGACAGACACAAAAUGAAGAGGGGCGGUGGCCAGAUGCGGGAACCUCGAGGAAUGUUGUGACGGACCAGGCUGCGGAUCCCGUCGCGGAUCCCGUCACGGACCCAGAACCCCAGAACCCGCAACAGACGGCAGAGCAGCAGCCCACUCAAGUGCGACAAAAUGACACAACGGACGACGAGUGGCUUAGGUCUCGGACGAAUCGUUUGCUCGAUUUGGUCGAUGCUGAUGAUCCAAACGUCACAGCGAACCCCUCGAUGAGGGUGGCAAGUCCGGAGCAACAUGAGACUCCGGCCAAGGUUGAAACCAAAGCCCCCGACGAGGGCCAGCCAAGCCUGUCAGAUGAGGGCAAGCAUGACGGGGUCGUGGCGGAAGCACCUGGAGAGGAGAGUGCUCUGGAACUGCUUCAGAAGACCGCGAGGCUCUUUGUGCGAAAUCUGCCAUACAGUACCACGGAAGAUGACCUGAGAGCCUUUUUCGAGACCUUUGGCUCGCUAGAAGAGGUACAUCUUCCUGUCGGGAGCGGAGGAUCAAGCAAGGGUUACGCUAUGGUUCAUUUCGCGGACCCUUCAUCCGCGAUAGCUGCAUUCCAGCAGGCCGAUGGCAAAACAUUCCAAGGCCGACUCCUCCACGUACUCCCCGCUAUGCCCAAGAAGGAUAGCACGCUGGACGAGUUUGCAAUCUCGCAGCUGCCCUUGAAAAAGCAGAAUCUGAUCAGGAAGAAGGCGGAGGCGGCGUCGACCUCUUUCAACUGGAAUGCGCUCUACAUGAGUCAAGACGCCGUCAACGCGUCCGUGGCAGAUCGAUUGGGCGUGUCCAAAUCCUCGCUGCUCGACCCUAGCUCGGCUGAUGCCAGCGUCAAGCAGGCCAUCGCAGAGACCUCGAUCAUCCAGGAGACGAAAUCGUACUUUGCGGCCAAUGGCGUCGAUCUUGAUGCUUUCAAAUCACGCCAGCGCGGCGACACUGCGAUACUGGUUAAAAAUUUCCCUUAUGGGACUACGCUGGAAGAGCUCCGGACCAUGUUUGAGGAGCAAGGCACUGUCCUUCGGGUGCUCAUGCCGCCGAGUGGAACGAUUGCUAUUGUCGAGUUUGCACAGCCCGCACACGCAAAGGCCGCCUUUGCAAGGCUAGCUUAUCGACGAAUCAAAGACUCCAUCUUGUUUCUCGAAAAGGCGCCCAAGAACAUCUUCAAGGACGUACCGCAGCAAAAGGUCCCGCCCGCGAGCGAUCGCCCCGCAGGCACCCAGAAACUCUCGGCGGCCGAACUGCUGGAACGUGAUGACACACACGAUCAGCUCGAGACAACCUCGCUAUUCGUCCGCAAUCUUAAUUUCGCCACUACGACAGACCAACUUGCUGAGGCGUUCAAGCCCUUGGAUGGAUUUGUCUCCGCCCGAGUCAAGACCAAGACAGAUCCCAAGAAGCCAGGGCAAGUGCUCAGCAUGGGCUUUGGCUUCUGCGAGUUUCGCACCAAGGAGCAGGCCAUGGCAGCCCUCAAGGUCAUGGACGGCCAUGUACUCCAGGCACACACUCUGUCUGUGAAGGCGUCCCAUAGGGGCCUGGACGCGGCUGAGGAGCGGAGACGGGAGGAUCGAGCCAAAAAGCUCGCGGGUCAGAGGACCAAGAUCGUCAUCAAGAACCUGCCAUUCGAGGCCACCAAGAAGGAUGUACGAACCUUGUUCGGCACGUACGGGCAGCUCCGUUCCGUGCGGGUUCCAAAGAAGUUUGGCAACUCUUCGCGCGGUUUCGCAUUUGCAGAGUUUGUUUCACCGAGGGAGGCUGAAAACGCACUCAACGCGCUUCGGGACACCCAUCUGUUAGGCCGCAAGCUCGUAUUAGACUUUGCCGAGGCGGAGGCAGUGGAUGCUGAGGAGGAGAUCGCCAAGAUGCAGAAGAAGAUUGGCGGGCAGGUGAACAAGGUAGCACUCCAACAGCUCAUAGGGAGGGGCCGGAAGAAGGUCAAUAUUGGAGGAGACGAGGAGGAGGACGAGGUAUGA
Messenger RNA from Thyridium curvatum, 2538 nucleotides. RefSeq lists its product as uncharacterized. Gene Ontology annotation, molecular function: mRNA binding. Bases 1 to 2538 code for a protein of 845 amino acids. Gene Ontology annotation, cellular component: cytoplasm; nucleus; ribonucleoprotein complex. The record is from RefSeq and is a predicted model, not a curated record. The transcript has 3 exons. Lineage: Eukaryota; Fungi; Ascomycota; Sordariomycetes; Thyridiales; Thyridiaceae.